AGACUAACUGACACAACAAAGCAUGCAGGGAAACAAAUUCGUCGUGUUGCUGAUUGCAAGUCUGUGUGUUGUUGCAGUGAAUGCUAACCGUCAAGGUCACAGGGUGAAUGGUGUUCAAUCGGUUGGAGAUGAAUAUUCGAGUGCAUCUGGAUAUCUGGGAUCAGUAUUUCGACGUCAACAGAGUGGUAGACACAGAUCCGGUCAGUCGUCAUCAGGCCAAUCAGGUCAGCAACAGCAACAAUCGAAUGUGGUGAAGAGGAAGAUGAUGUGUCAGUGUGAGAGUGAGGUGCCUCGAGGCCAUCCACCUGUCAGGUAUGACGCCUUCACUGAAGGAGACUACAACAAUGGCUACGUAUUUACUGAAGACCCAUCUGGAAGCUAUGAAGGCGAAUAUUUUACUGUCAAGAAGCGUCAACUGGCUUAACUGUCCCUGUCCUUCCAUCUCACAUCAUGAUGCAUUGCAGUGGAUGAAUGUGUACCGGCGAAUUCUGAUGCAAAUAUGUGAUACGAAUAUUGUCGCAUAUUUUGUACAGAUUUUCUCCUCUUCAUUACUGAUUAGUUUCCCGGUUAAAUAAAAUGAUUUCAAUUCUAUGAGUGAAA
Trichobilharzia regenti is the source of this 600-nucleotide messenger RNA. Lineage: Eukaryota; Metazoa; Platyhelminthes; Trematoda; Strigeidida; Schistosomatidae. The record is from the annotation of a GenBank genome assembly.